Messenger RNA from Paramecium octaurelia, 615 nucleotides. The record is from the annotation of a GenBank genome assembly. Lineage: Eukaryota; Ciliophora; Oligohymenophorea; Peniculida; Parameciidae.
AUGUCGUUUCAAGGCUUAUAAAAAGCCCUAUUACUCAAUGGAUGGGAUAUGAUAUUUAAAACUCUGUUGUAUACACGAUGCAUCUAAACAAAAAGUUACAUAGAUAUUGUACAACUUAUUAUGGUUUGUAUAAUACUUCUUCUUUAUUUUCAAAUAUUACUAACUUUUAUGAAAUGUAAUUAACAAUUCUCAACAGUGAGCAAAAAUCAAAGGUUCGAAAUUUUAAGUUUUGGUAGAUAAUUUUUCUUUUUACUAGUCUUGAUUUAUAUAUAACAUAUGCCAGUACUCUAAUUAGGAUUGGUCCUCUUAACAAGCUUAUUAUAAACAAUAUCCCUUUAGAAGUAUCGUUGCACUCUUAAUAAAAAGAGUUAUAUUGUUUAGAUGGUAGUUGAGAAAUCAGUAACUAUUUUUACGCUUAGUUCAUUCGUUUAUAUCUCAAAAUUCAAUAAUUAUAUUUAUUAAGAGAAAAAAAUUAUAUUGGGAUGGAUUUAAGCCAUGAUACUAUCUACAGGCAUUAUUAUUGAACUAAUUUCUAUCUGCAUAGAAUCUAUAUUAAAAUUUAAAUUGAUGCGUAGAAAAAAAUCAGUAACUUAGAAAAGUCAAUUAUUUAUCUGA